Uloborus diversus is the source of this 2064-nucleotide messenger RNA. RefSeq names its product BTB/POZ domain-containing protein 3-like. Lineage: Eukaryota; Metazoa; Arthropoda; Arachnida; Araneae; Uloboridae. The record is from RefSeq and is a predicted model, not a curated record. Gene Ontology annotation, biological process: neurogenesis. Gene Ontology annotation, cellular component: cytosol; P-body. Gene Ontology annotation, molecular function: protein binding. The transcript has 4 exons. The coding region runs from base 206 to 1303 and encodes 365 amino acids.
AAAUCUCGCGUUUUGAUUAUUUAGGAUUAUUCUGUUCUGUGCGAGUAUCUCAUUUUUAAAUACCAAGUGUUAUUUACUAUUUUGAUUUCUAAGGGAGAAAAAAAAAUUCAUUUUACGAUACCGUUUUAUUUUUGCCGCUCUGAAUUUAUGAUAAUCUUGUCUCAUAUUUAACUUGGUAUCUCAGCUACAGAAGAUAUAAAGGAUAAUGCCUCCAAGAAAGAAAAUGAAAUGUGUUAUUUUCCCCAACAAGUAUGGCGCUGAAAACGAUGUGCCACGGGUGAAAGAUGAGGUGUCAGUUGAUGACAAUAGGAACAAUGGCAAUGAAUGGAGACACAAUUCAGUUGGUGUUCGUGCUCUCAAUGAAAAGGCUCUUGAAAAUAAGUUCCUUACUGAUAUAACUUUUGAAGUUGGACCUGAAGGAGUUGCAUUUAAGGCUCAUAAGUUGAUAUUGGCGAUUGCUAGCCCAGUUUUUGAAGCCAUGUUUUAUGGUCCAUUAGCCGAAACUGGUGAAAAGGUGGUCAUUCCUGACCUUUCUCCUGAAGGAUUCCACUGUCUUCUCAAAUAUGUUUAUACUGAAAAGAUAUGUUUUGAAAAUGAAAGUGAAUCUUUCAAAGCAUCUACCGCAGCCGAUAAAUAUUGUGUUCCAGCUCUAAAAGAUGAAUGCGAAAAAUAUAUUUAUAAAUGUCAACUGUCUCCAGAAAAUGUAUGGGUGUUGUUUGAAAAUGCACUGUUUAUGGGAAUGAGCACCAUUGUUGAAAGAUGCUUGGAAUUUUUUAAGCGAAAUACAAAAUUGGCAUUGGAAGUCGAUAGUUUUCUAGAUACCGAUCCAGGAACACUGGAAAAAGUAUUGCAAUUAGAUACGCUUGAUGUAACCGAAUUAACUCUUUUAAAAAACCUUGUUCGUUGGGGUGAACACAAGUGCAGUUCUUCCACUGAUGAAGUUUCUUUGAAAGAGGUAUUAGAGCCUCUAAUAUGCCACAUUCGAUUUGGGGUAUUGUCUGCUGACGAGUUCUGUAGCUUUCUUGAGGAUAGAAAGGAUCUAUUUAGUGAUGCAGAUGCUCUGUCAAUAUUACAGCAUUUAGUGAAACCACCGUCUAAUCCGCUGCCCGACUGGUGUUGCACGAAAACUUGGCGAAGCACUCAUAUGGAGUCCUUUGUUGUUUCAUUCAUGUCUAAGAAGUCCGGAGGCUCACGACAUUCAUCCAAUGUCAGGGUGGAAAUGUCAAGCACUUCUAGUAGUUCAUCUUCAAGUAGUUCCUCUGAUGACACUGAUUGCUGUUCUGAUACAUAUUCAUCUUUUUGAAUGUUUUAGAAGACAUUUCCAAAUGCUGGAGUCAUUCUUUCUCUUGUACUUCUCCAUACUACUUUUUUUUGAGUUAUAAUAUUUUCAUGCACGAAACAGUAAAUUGGUUUCUAAUUUAAUGGAUGUAUCAGCUAGGGCUCCUCCAACUGGUCCUUUUUCCCACUAAAAAUCCAUAUUUUAGUCUCAAAUCCCUAAAAGUCUUUUAAAUAAUCUUUUCCUUUUUGUUUAAAGAUUCAGUUUAAUUCAGUCUUUUGUUCAUUUAUGUUUUUUCUAAGAAAAAUAUGUAUGCUCUUUACUACCCUACCACAAUAAUUUGUAAUUUGGGAAUCAAUUAGGAGCACUACAGCAAGAGUUCAAACUGUUAGAUGGGUAUAAUAAAUUUCUUUAGCACAGUUUCUUGUUCUAGGUAAAGGUAAUUUUAAUUUUAAAAAAUAACAAAAUCUACUUAUUUAUCAGUAAAAAAUAGCAGAUACCAAAUAAUGAUCCAAGAGGCUGGUUACUGAUUACCACCGAAGAAUUAAAGCCUAAAAUCCAUUUUUGAAAGAAUAUAGGUCCCUUUUCUCCUCAGGGACUAACUAAAAACCUGUUGGGAGCCUGGCAUCAAUGUUAAGUAAAGAAAACCUUUUUCCUACUGAACUUAAUCUUGAUUUAAAAAAAAAAUAUAUUUAUUUUAAAUAUUAACAAUAGAUGUUUGGAAAUUUGUUUUUGAUAAAGUUUUAGUUUUCAUACCUAGUAAACUAAAGAUAAAGAAGGGGAAAAGA